AAAUUAGUGUACGAAAUUCAAAAUUAUUACGUCAUAUUACACGAAAUAUUUUAUUUUAUACUCGAGUAAUUAAUAAAGAAAUAAAAUUACUCGCUUUACGGAUGAAUCAAGUUUAACGAGAUCCGUUUGAAAUGACGUAUCACAUGACAUGUCUUUUGAACUGCGAUAAGAAGUGAUGUUAUAGACGUCAGGAAGGAUGUUCGCCCCACGUCCCAAUUACAGUAAACUGAAGACUAAUUUGAGACUGUGUAUCAACCGUUUGAAGUUGUUGGAGAAGAAGAAGAGCGAGUUGUCGUUAAAGGCGAGAAGAGAAAUCGCGGAUUAUAUAUCGAACGGAAAAUGCGAAAGGGCGAAGAUCAAAGUGGAGCAUAUCAUCCGGGAAGAUUAUUUAGUAGAAGCGAUGGAAAUAAUCGAGAUGUUUUGCGAUCUUUUACUUGCCAGAUUCGGUCUGAUCGAGCAAAUGAAACUGAUGGAUGAAGGACUUUCAGAACCUAUCUCGAGUAUCAUAUGGGCCACGCCACGUCUUCAAACUGAUCUCGCAGAAAUUAAAGUUAUUUCCGAUCAGUUAACUAUAAAAUAUGGCAAACAAUACACCCAGUGUGUUCUGAUGAAUACGGUCGAUACUGUAAAUAAGAAAUUGAUACAGAAACUUAGUGUGGCCGCUCCGUCCAAAUUACUAGUUGAAAAAUAUAUGAUGGAAAUUGCCAAGAGCAAUAACAUUCCUUACGAUCCAGAUCCAGAUGUAAUGAGAGAAGAAACUGCACCCGCUGUCGAUUUUCUGAUCGACAUUGAUUCCGAUUUUAAGAAGUUUCCUCCUCCUGAUGGAGGAAAUUUUGGCGCGGGUGGUUUUAUAUGUCCACCUGUACCCACCGAACAGCCGUUUAAUUAUCCUAAUAUGCAACAAAAUAUGGACAAUUCCUCAGGACCUCCACCCUAUUCUUCUAUGUUGCCAGAAGGACACAAGAGAACCUUUAAUGCCACACCACCUCCUGAUCUGCCUUAUCCUUACAUUCCACCGUCGAAUACAGACAAAGAGAAAUCGCAAGUAGAAAAUCCUAACUGGGAUCAGUAUCAAAGAUUACCCAGUGUACCAGGUGCCCCAAGCGCACCUUCUCAGGAAGAAUCUGUCGAUUUUGAUGCUUUGACUAAAAGAUUUGAAGAACUGAAGAAGAGACCAUUAUGAAUAAGUCCAUUAUUGAAAAUGUAUUAGUGUUACCACUGUGAUUUUAUUUUUUUUCCUUGUUCGUUGUAAAUAACUUAGUUCCAAUACAGAUAUUUUCAAAUUUUUAUACACUGCAUAAAUCAAAAUGUGCAGAUAAAUUAUUUUAUCAUGCUUAAACAUAUAAAAACAAAUUGAUUUAUGCGUCCUUAAUGAAUACAAAGUAACUAAUACCGUGUGAUAAAAAUUGCUUUAUGCAAUCGUGUGUAAGUUUUUAUAAGAAAAUUGUGCAAAAUUAAUAAUUUUUAUAGAUGAAAUGUAUAAAAUAUUUCUAAAUAUAACGGGCAAAGAAUUAAUUUUCUAGAUAGGCACCAUAAUAAUUUGAAAUCAUGUAAAUUGAUGUUUUAUAUGAAUAAUAAAGUUUGAGUCAAAAUACUGUUAUGUAUUACAAUUUCUCAGCAAGAAUGU
Molecule: messenger RNA, 1627 nt
Organism: Centruroides sculpturatus (bark scorpion)
Lineage: Eukaryota; Metazoa; Arthropoda; Arachnida; Scorpiones; Buthidae
Product: IST1 homolog
Exons: 4
Coding region: 197-1183 (328 amino acids)
Biological process (GO): protein transport
Source: RefSeq, a predicted model, not a curated record